Fusarium graminearum PH-1 is the source of this 473-nucleotide messenger RNA. RefSeq lists its product as uncharacterized. Bases 56 to 415 code for a protein of 119 amino acids. The record is from RefSeq and is a predicted model, not a curated record. Lineage: Eukaryota; Fungi; Ascomycota; Sordariomycetes; Hypocreales; Nectriaceae. The transcript has a single exon.
CACAGACAUCAGAACUCAACCCCGACUAACAUUUCGACCCAACUAACUAUUUACAAUGCUGAGAAUUAAAGACCUACUGAACCCUUUCACGAAGGUGAGAAUUAGAGAUAUUUUGAACCCUAUCGAAGAGCCAGAAAGGCCCGGGCCGUCGAAUCAGGAAGAUCGGCCUAAGAAAUGUAGCAAUUGCUCGCGUCCAGCUGUCAAAGACAAAUCUAAAUGUGAAGCAUGCAGAGCUGGUAUUACCCGUAAUAGCCAUAAGAUAAGAGAGAUUCGCAAGCAGGAGGGGAUUUGUACAAGGUGUCCAGAGAGGUUGGAUAGGAUCGGAACCAUGUGUAGAAAAUGCAAUGAAUCCAACAAAGAACGUAUGCGGGUAUAUCGUUCGAAGAGGGGAAGUCAAGCCAGUGGAAGGGGUUAGAUGUUUUGUCUGUAGCUGUGUGCUAUAGCCGCCUUUAGAAUUGAUACUUGCAUGACCU